Meyerozyma guilliermondii ATCC 6260 is the source of this 669-nucleotide messenger RNA. RefSeq names its product ubiquinol--cytochrome-c reductase catalytic subunit (gene RIP1). Gene Ontology annotation, molecular function: 2 iron, 2 sulfur cluster binding; quinol-cytochrome-c reductase activity. The record is from RefSeq and is a predicted model, not a curated record. NCBI's taxonomy places the organism in Eukaryota, Fungi, Ascomycota, Pichiomycetes, Serinales, Debaryomycetaceae. Gene Ontology annotation, biological process: mitochondrial electron transport, ubiquinol to cytochrome c. The coding region runs from base 1 to 669 and encodes 222 amino acids. The transcript has a single exon. Gene Ontology annotation, cellular component: membrane.
AUGUGUGGAGCUCAUAGAGUCAUCCAUGAUUGCCACAGAAGCACAUGUAUAAUUUUUCAUCAUGAAACUAACCCAGGUUCCGUUAGAGCAUUGUCAUCUUCGACCCAAUCGUUGUCCAGCUACCAACAGCCCGACUUCUCAAGCUACUUGAACAACAAGACUGACCAAAAGAGCCGUAAUUUCACCUACUUUAUGGUGGGUUCUAUGGGUUUGUUGUCAGCUGCCGGAGCCAAGUCGACCGUCGAAGCUUUCUUGUCUUCCAUGGCAGCUUCUGCCGAUGUGUUGGCUAUGGCUAAGGUCGAGGUCAAGUUGGGAGCCAUUCCAGAGGGCAAAAAUGUCAUUGUCAAAUGGCAAGGUAAGCCGGUGUUCAUCAGACAUAGAACUGCCGAAGAAAUUGAUGAGGCCAACAAAGUGGACAUCAAGAAGUUGAGAGACCCCCAAAAUGAUGCAGACCGUGUCAAGAAACCCGAAUGGUUGGUGAUGUUGGGUAUCUGUACCCACUUGGGAUGUGUGCCAAUCGGAGAAGCUGGUGAUUUCGGAGGAUGGUUCUGUCCUUGUCAUGGAUCGCAUUACGACAUUUCUGGUAGAAUCAGAAGAGGACCAGCACCAUUGAACUUGGAGAUUCCCGAGUACGACUUCACAGAUGAUGAGACCUUGCUUGUUGGUUAG